UUGCGUUUUGAGUGUCUGGUGGGGUGAGGGCACUCAGUGGUCGCUAGACUCCUGCCUCGGUUGGCAUUUCCCGGCUGGCGAUGGCGACCUACACCUGCAACACCUGCCGGGCCCUGUUGGACGACGCGGAGGCGCAGCGGGCCCACUACAAGACGGACUGGCACCGCUACAACCUGAGGCGCAAAGUGGCCGGCAUGGCCCCGGUCGGCGCCGAGGGCUUCCAGGAGCGGGUGCGGGCGCAGCGGGCCCUGGCGGAGCCGGAGAGCAAGGGCGCGGCCACCUACUGCACCGUCUGCAGUAAGAAGUUUGCCUCCUUCAAGGCCUACGAAAACCAUCUGAGGUCCCGGCGGCACGUGGAGCUGGAGAAGCAGGCGGUGAGUCGGAGAGUGGCGAUCCUGAAUGAAAAGAACUUGGAGAAAGGGCUGGGCGUGGACAGUGUGGACAAGGAUGCGGUGAACGCGGCCAUCCAGCAGGUCAUCAAGGCUCAGCCGUCCACGUCUCCCAAGGAGGCGGCCCCAGCGCCCGAGGCGGAGUCCCGGAGUCCCGUGACCGUGGCCGCUGGAGGACGUGGGACUCAGCAGCGAGACCCGGCCGAGAAACCUCCCCGGCUGCAGUGGUUUGAGCAGCAGACGAAGAAGUUGGCCAAACAGCAGGGGGAGGAGGAGAGUGAGGAAGACCUGGAUGCAGAUGACUGGGAGGAUAUUGAUUCUGAUGAGGAACUGGAAUGUGAGGAUGCUGAAGCCACGGAGGAGGAGGAGGAGGAGGAGGAGGAGGAGGCUGGAGGAAGCACCGCGCUUGGUGCCAUCCCCAUGACGGACUGCUUAUUUUGUCCCCAUCAUUCAAGCUCCCUCACGAAGAAUGUGGCUCAUAUGACUAAAGUCCACAGCUUCUUUAUUCCUGAUGUAGAGUAUCUUUCAGAUCUUAAGGGACUGAUUAAAUAUUUGGGAGAGAAAGUUGGUGUGGGGAAGAUUUGCUUGUGGUGCAAUGAGAGGGGAAAGUCCUUCUACUCCACGGAGGCUGUCCAGGCUCACAUGCACGACAGGAGUCACUGCAAGCUCUUCACAGAUGGCGAUGCGCUUUUGGAAUUUGCAGACUUCUAUGAUUUUAGGGGUAGCUACCCAGGUCACCAGGAAGGGGAGGACCCUGGUGAGACUGAGGAGUUGCCCUCAGAAAGGGCCUUGGAAUACGACGGUGACACCAUGGAGCUGAUUCUCCCUUCUGAGCUGGGACAUGCAGCCUCCUGGUUCUCAGCCUCCAGUCUCAGACUGAAUUAUUCCACCAGCUUUCCUGGUUCUCCAGUUGCAGCUGACAGAUUGUGGGACUCCUCGACUUCUGUAAGUGUGUUAGCCAAUUCCUGUAACAAACCUCCUCUAAUAUACAUAUCUAGAUACGUCCUAUUGGUUUCGCUUCUCUGGAGAACCCUGACUAAUACAGAUGCUAAAAGGCCGAAGCCAGUAAGCGCUCACUCUCGUUAUUUUGGAGCCCAAACUGUAGAUCUCGUGUCUGAGGGGUCAGUCUACCACGGAGGAAGGUACCUAUUUCUGAUGCAGAGAAGGUGUGGGUCACGUAAUCAUUGCACAUUUCAGCUAGAACGGACUUAAAGAAAUUUUUGUCCAAAUCUGCCAUUAGAUAACAAAGGAAACUAGAAUCCCACAGAGGCUAAGUGCCCUGCCCAAAUCACACUCCUGGUCAACUGCGGGACUGGAACGUGGAACUUUGAUUCCUUGGUCAGGGUCCCUUUCUCUGAACCAUUGCCAUUCUUAUCUUAAGAGA
Messenger RNA from Kogia breviceps (pygmy sperm whale), 1773 nucleotides. NCBI's taxonomy places the organism in Eukaryota, Metazoa, Chordata, Mammalia, Artiodactyla, Physeteridae. The record is from RefSeq and is a predicted model, not a curated record.